Molecule: messenger RNA, 492 nt
Organism: Paramuricea clavata
Lineage: Eukaryota; Metazoa; Cnidaria; Anthozoa; Malacalcyonacea; Plexauridae
Source: the annotation of a GenBank genome assembly
GAUGAAAAUUUUGGUGAGUUUGGUCAAGCAUCAACUGAGCAACCAACUGGUUCAGCAUUGGCAGACAGUGAAACAAAGAACAAAGGUCCUGUUCCUUCCGACACACAUAACCCAGAUCAGAUAGAUGAUUCAGCAUCAGGUUCUGUUCCAGAUUGGUGUGUUUGUGGCAGAUGUCACCCCAUGACACAAGAUGUCGAGAAUAAAUGUUGCAAACUUAAAAAAUGCAUAACGCUUUCUUCCCGAUUCGCGAAAUUGUGUCUGGAUCCUGAUGUGAUAGACUUGUGCAUAAGAAACACAGGGGAUAUAAGAAACGAUAGAGAAGACAACAGCAGUAGGGCUUUUCCAAAAGCAGCCUAUAGGCAAUUUAUUCUUGCACGCCAUGGGCAUCUUCGUAAAGGAAACAGACGAGUCUGCCCUUCAUGUGUAGUAAUGAAAAUAAGGGAACGGUGGCCAUCCAUUACUGGAGUUUACAUGGGGUAUAGGGAAAACUAA